This is a messenger RNA of Phaeodactylum tricornutum CCAP 1055/1, 522 nucleotides long. RefSeq lists its product with no specific name. The coding region runs from base 1 to 522 and encodes 173 amino acids. The record is from RefSeq and is a predicted model, not a curated record. The transcript has a single exon. Lineage: Eukaryota; Bacillariophyta; Bacillariophyceae; Surirellales; Neidiaceae.
AUGCCUGCUAAAAGGAGAAAUUACGCGGCAACCAUCUUUUUGACCGCGACGGCACUGCUGAUUGGCGAUACCGUCGCACUCACGUCCGGUCGCGCUCUUUCGCGAUCAGCAAGUGAUCGGUAUGCGCACCGGGGCAUACCUUGUCAAUCAUCCUCCGCACUUCUGUUGAAGGAUGGUUCUCGUGACAGCGCCGAUAAAAAUUCUCCACAGCGACAGCAAGAAAUGCUCAUGGAAGAAUUGUCCAAAAUUGGUGCCGAAAAAAUUGCCGGGCUGGGCGUCGUGGAACGUGCCAAACGCGCCAUGCUGGCUGAAGCCAUCGAAGACCGUAUCUUCCACCUCACGGAGGAGAUUGAGGUUCUGCUCGAAAAGAAUGGGACACUAGCUGCGCAGAAUCGUGAUCGGGCGAUAGAGUUGGCCCAGCAAACCAAAGGACUGCAAGUUCAGUACCAUGAACUAGUGAGCGGCCAGCCGUCGUCGGUUCUGCAAUCAUUGGAAGCGCUGGACAGCAACGAAGAGGAGUAA